This is a messenger RNA of Choloepus didactylus (southern two-toed sloth), 2206 nucleotides long. RefSeq names its product interferon induced protein 44 like (gene IFI44L). NCBI's taxonomy places the organism in Eukaryota, Metazoa, Chordata, Mammalia, Pilosa, Megalonychidae. The record is from RefSeq and is a predicted model, not a curated record. The coding region runs from base 134 to 1486 and encodes 450 amino acids. The transcript is spliced from 9 exons.
UUUCAGUGAGUCCCUGAAAGCUUGGAUCUCAACAGAACCUUCUGUCGCCAUACUGUGACUGCUCCAUACAUUUGACGGAGCAACUAAUCCUCUGUUCAAGCCCUAUCUAACUCUUGUAAACAGUUACUGAAAUAUGGCAGUGACAACCAGAUUGACGUGGAAUGAGGAGAAGAGUCUGCAAAAGCUACUUGGAAAUGUUUCCUUGAGUCUUCUUUAUAAAUCUCAUGUUCAUGGGGAUACCAUUCAAGAUUUGCUUCAGAGAUGCAGUCAUCAGGGAUCCACGGUAACAAUCAUUUAUUUAGGACAUGUUAUUGUUGGAGUCUUUAUGCUUAAGCACUAUCCUAAAAUAUGGGAAGAUUCUGGAGAACAAAAUCUUUCCUUCUGUUUUUUGUUUACAAGGAGGUAUGGCACAACUGCAAUGGAAACUUUUUUUUUUAAUAGACGACCUAAAAUUGCUGCUGAAGAACUGCAAUUUUUUUUCUGUGAUGAACAGGCUCUUUCUUUAAAUCCAAAGUCAAAGCAAUUUUUUAUAAGUUCUUCAGUUUUUAAGACAUUUGGAAGUGGCACUUGGUAUGACUAUUUGGAAUGUGAAGUUUUUCGAGUUGAAGGAAUUAAGGAUGAUCCAGACAGCAUAAGGAAGAUACAUGGAGCGUCACAGCACAGAGAAAACCUCCUGACAGACCUCAAAACCUACAAACCUAUUACAGACUUGGUCCCCAAAAUUCGUAUUCUCUUGCUUGGUCCAGUUGGGUCUGGAAAGUCCAGUUUUUUCAACUCUGUGAAGUCAGUUUUCCGAGGCCAUAUGACUCGCCAAGCUAUAGCAGGGUCUGAAAUCACCGGCAUUACUGAACAGUAUAGGAUAUAUUCCAUUGAAGAUGAAAAUGGCAGAUCUCUGCCUUUUAUGUUCUGUGACUCAAUGGGACUGGGUGAGAAAGAGGGAGCAGGAGUGUGCAUGGAUGACAUACUUCACAUCUUAAAAGGCUCUGUGCCAGACAGAUAUCAGUUUAAUCCCCAUAAACCAAUUACACCCAAUCAUCCUGCCUUCAUCACCUCUCCAUCACUAAAGGACAGGAUUCACUGUGUGGUGUAUGUCUUAGAUGUCAACUCUAUCAACACUAUCUCCUCUACAAUGAUGUCAAAGCUCAAAAGAAUUAAAGGAGAAGCAUUAAACUAUGGUAUAGCACAUGUGGCCUUGCUUACUAAAGUGAAUAAUUGCUAUGAAGUUCUUCAAGACAACUUUCAAAACAUGAAUAGAUCUAUGACUUAUCAAAGCCAGAUAAUGAGUGUCAGCAAAAUGCUAGGCAUUCCUAUUCCUAACAUCAUGGCAGUUGAAAAUUAUGCCUCAGAACGGGAGCUGGACCAUUUAAAGGAUGUCCUGAUCCUCUCUGCAGUGAGGCAGAUGUUGCGGGCUGCAGAUGACUUCUUAGAGGAUUUACCUCCUGAGAAAACAGAUGACAUUGCAAGAAUGUCCCAGCACUGCAUAUGAUAUCAGCUGUUUCGAUCCUUACACUUGGCCCAAACCUGGAUUGGCAUCUUUGACUAAUCUCUGGUGAUAGCCUUCCUCAGUCUUUGCUUUUGCUUUUGUUCAUGUUUUGUCUUCCAUCUCUGACAAUAUCUGACUGAUGUUUCCUUCUAAAAUCAGUCAUACCUCAAACCCAAAUGCCACCCCUGAGCAGUAGUGGGCCAAAAUAUGCCAACAACCCUCUCCAUUUCUGUACCAUUUACAAUUUGGUUUCUGUGACACCUUUCUAAACCUAAGCACGGCAAAAUUAAUUGUUUCCUUGUGUAUUCUUCUAUAGCACCUUUGUAUAUAAACCCUUUGAGGGUACUGAUCACAUUGACUAAUGAUUAUAAAGUGAGUGUAUCUUUUCCCUAGAUAGAUUAUGAGAACAGAAAUAAGAGUUGGACUUUAUCUUUGUAUUCACAGAACUUAGCACAGACUUCCACCCCUCACCCCACUCCUCCUUUACUCUUCCUGUCCAGCCUCUCCAGAGUGGCAGCAUGUAUAUUAACUUUUUCUCUUUAUAGAAGAGAAGCAUGGGAAGGAAUAAAAUGUGGGAGAGGAGAAAUGCAACUAAAAGAGAGAGAGUGUUUCACUUAUCUUGGCAUGAAAAGACGACUAAUUGAAUUUAAUUUGAAAGAGUAUAUUUCUUAGGAACGUACUUUGUAUUUCUGUGUAAAAAAUAAAGUUUCUUCCUCUGAUGAA